Messenger RNA from Tripterygium wilfordii, 1492 nucleotides. Its product is annotated as dehydration-responsive element-binding protein 2D-like. Gene Ontology annotation, biological process: positive regulation of DNA-templated transcription; response to stress. Gene Ontology annotation, cellular component: nucleus. NCBI's taxonomy places the organism in Eukaryota, Viridiplantae, Streptophyta, Magnoliopsida, Celastrales, Celastraceae. Bases 562 to 1239 code for a protein of 225 amino acids. Gene Ontology annotation, molecular function: transcription cis-regulatory region binding; DNA-binding transcription factor activity. The transcript has a single exon. The record is from RefSeq and is a predicted model, not a curated record.
AGGAUUUUGUUUCAAAGUGUAGAUGGUAUUUUAAAAUGAUUUUAAAGCUGAUCACAAUGAUGGACGUACAUGAGUCACUCUCAAGCCUCCGUUCACACUAAUGAAUUUCAGUGCCCCCACCUCCACAUGAUUUGGGACCAACCCCCACGUAUCAAAGCUUUGAAAGCAGGUUGUGGCUACUUUGUCAUGUGCUCUGUUUUUGAUCCCAUGCAUAAUCUUAUCUACAAACGUUUUGUUUCAUCCAAGUCCACACCGCUUCCUAAAUAACCCACCCAGUUUAUCCAAACUCGAAAAAGAUCGAACUACCGUAAUUGCGAACAACCAGCUUGGCCAUGUGUGCGUAAUAGAGGAAGCUCUCAUCUUUAUACAUUGACACGAUUGAUUUAGACUAGUCCUUCUUGCCAAGUAUCAGCACCAGUCAGCACAAAGACGAUCUGACUAUCUCCUUCACUUGUCCCGUAUAAAUACCAGACACCCGUUACUUGUUCAGGCCCAAAUGUGAUUACCCAAAUCAUUACUUUCACAAAAUUACAAACUCUGUUCUAGAAGGACAAUUCAGUGAUGGCUGGUGAUGGUGUUGUUGGAGAGGGAAAGAAAGUCAAGAGACCUGCACAGGCUAGUUCAAGGAAAGGGUGCAUGAGAGGCAAAGGUGGCCCUGAAAAUGCACUCUGUACUUACAAAGGUGUUCGACAACGAACUUGGGGGAAAUGGGUUGCUGAAAUUCGUGAACCCAAUCGUGGCGCACGGCUCUGGUUAGGUACUUUUGACACCUCAAAUGAAGCUGCGAUGGCUUAUGAUGCUGCUGCUCGCAAACUAUACGGACCGGACGCGAAGCUCAACCUGCCAGAGUUGCACGCCAACUCUCAGUCCGAAUAUCAAACACCUUGUGUGCAUACCCAGGUUGCUCAAUUGGGAACCCAAAACCAAACUCCAGUCCCAUGCACUUCAGGUGCCACUAUAUGUCGCUCUAAUUCAAACCCAGUUGCCAUACCCAUUGACAAUUCAAUCAACUCGAUCAGGCAACCAGAAACAAAUCAUGUGAACCCCGAGCACAACCAUCUGGUGGACAUUUGGGAGAAUUUGGAGGUGAACUUGCCAUCGUUUGACGAUUCAAUUUGGGCAGAAGCGGCAAUGUCAAUAGAUAUUCAUAUCCCAGUGAUGGACAAUUCAGGCGUUUUUGCUGGCAAUUUCACGGAUGGUUCCAGUUGGGACGCGCUGCAGACUCCGUGGUGCAUGUGAAGGCACUUUAUUGAUUCGUGUUCGAAGCUAGAUUGCAUCACUUCUUAUAGAAAUAUAGAACAUGUAUCCAUUGCUAGAACACAGAGAGGAAUUAAGUGCAUAAAUAUAUAUAUGUAUGUAUACGAUAUAUAUACGAAAGACACAUGGGGCUUUUUGCUGGCUUUAUGUCGUCUUAAUGUACAAAAGAAAUGCUCUGUACAGUAUAAACUAUCAGUCUCCGUUUCCACCAUCUAGUUUGCGUAAACUCUCUAUA